AUGUGCGCGAUAGCGUCCGGGCCUAACUCCAUUCCAGUCUCCCCAGAUUGGGGGAGGAGGAUGUGUAGGGAGAACGAGCGGAAAUACGCCGAGGGACAAGACGUGGGGGAGACUAAGCAGCCCUCGGCAGACCAGUCGCACGCCGAGGCGGUGUUGCAAAACAAGGAAGGGCCUAGACGUCGACGGGACCAGGGCCGCAAGCUGAACGCCGCCGCCACUGAAGGGGACCAACCGCAGGUCACUAACACUAAAGAACUACAGUGGUGGCGCGAGCAGAGGGCGCAGGAAGACGCCACACCCAAAGGGACUCUGUGCAGUGUGGGAAUGACCGCCGUACUACGAGUCGAAGUGGUUGGCAACCAGUGCGAAGCUCUACUGGAUACCGGAGCCUCGAGGAGCUUCAUCAACCCAGGGACGGUAGAACGCCUGCAGCUGAGAGCUCGGAAGCUGCCCGAGGAACACGUGUUCACCGUAGCUAACGGUGGGCAGUUGAGAAUAGAUCGCGUAAUGAAGGGGCUCAUUAUGUGGUGUGGGGCGACUCGUUUAGCCGGCGACUUCUUAGUCGGGCCGGUGCCAUAUGACUUAGUGGUGGGACUUGAUUGGCUGACUAAGCAUAGGGUAGCGUGGUAUUUCCAGUCUGAUAAGCUACGCACGUAUGUGGAUGGCCAGUGGUGCGAUCUACCGGUUGUUCGUGCCACUGAUGUCACCCAACGGAGCGACGGUACACUAGGGACGCGUCAACGGACCCCCGCUGAGCAGGCGUACGACAUACUGGCUAAGCAGGUGGCAGACAUGUCUAAGGAGGAAGCUACGGCACUUCUACGACCACCCCCUAAGAGAUAUAAGCCGCCUCCGAGGGGCAAGGGGAAAUCCGUGGUUGCGGUCUUGUUACAGCAGGCUUCGGAGGGUGCAGCUUGCAUACACCACCCACUUCAAGGGCUCUACGUUAUACUAGUGCUCCCCGCGAUGGAGUCCGACGUGGCUCUGCGUUUAGUGGAGGAGCGGCAAGGGGCUUUAUGUUGUGCCUUAAUCGAAGUCUCCCCUUCCAACCCCCACCGACAGUGUCUUAAGGCACUACCCGCUUCCGCGUUUCCCGAUGACGAGGAAACAUCCCCUUGGCCAACGGCGAAACUAGAGUACUCGAAAUUUGAUGCGUGGCUAACCUCCGUG
Molecule: messenger RNA, 1170 nt
Organism: Eimeria necatrix
Lineage: Eukaryota; Apicomplexa; Conoidasida; Eucoccidiorida; Eimeriidae
Exons: 1
Biological process (GO): proteolysis
Molecular function (GO): aspartic-type endopeptidase activity
Source: RefSeq, a predicted model, not a curated record